Messenger RNA from Sorghum bicolor (sorghum), 936 nucleotides. RefSeq names its product 5'-3' exoribonuclease 2-like. Bases 1 to 936 code for a protein of 311 amino acids. Lineage: Eukaryota; Viridiplantae; Streptophyta; Magnoliopsida; Poales; Poaceae. The record is from RefSeq and is a predicted model, not a curated record. The transcript has 2 exons.
AUGGCGGCGCAAGGGGGCGCUAAUGGUGGCGGGUUCGGGCAGCAAGGAGGCGGAAGGGGAGGCCCGGGGUUUAAUCCUGGUUUCAAUCCGGGGUUUGAUCCAGGUUUUGCAGGGAGAGGCGGCCGUGGCUAUGGGUCUUUUCCCCAUAAUCGUGGUCGUGGAAGCAACUUCGGUGGAGGUCGUAGAGGCUAUGGUGGCUAUGGUGGCUAUGGUGGUUAUGGCAGCCAGAACAACUAUGGGUACCAAGGUUUCCACGGUGCUAAUCGUGGCCAUCGUCCAUACUAUGGCGGCUAUGGUGGCAAGCGUGGCCGAGGUGCAGGAUAUGGAGGUCAACAAUUCCAACAGCAGGCGACCCCAAACCCAACUCCGAUGGGGGGAGGGAGCUACGGCACCGGAGCCCACAUCGCUGACGAGAUGGGGCAUAACUUGGGUGCCCAGCAACAGCACUCCACGGUGCCUGCAACGGGUACCAAGUCUGCCACAGGAGGUGUCCCCAUCGCUGUUACAGCCGAUAACCAUCUUGGCUCAGCAGUGCUCGGCGAUCCCCAGCCUGGCCACCCCUCGGCUGGCCAGGAGCUUCACCAGGCCCCUCCCGCUGGGCUACACAAGCAGGGGAGCAAGCUGGAACUUUCACCGCAUUCUUUUGUAGAUGUGGUCAUUGGGGAAUUUAUCUACCAGUUGCAUUUUGGGGUGGAGCAGGAGGCGCCUGAGGGUGAGCCAAUCUUGCUUGAUCUUGAUUCUAAAUUGGAAGAUGAAGAGCCUAAUGAGGAUGAUGAUCCUAAUGAUGAUGACCCUAAAGAGGAGGGAAAUGGUGACAAACCGAUGGACAUAGAUAAAAAAAAGCGGAUCAGGCACCACAUCCUACAAAGAAGGCUGGUAUUGGUGGAACAAGUCAGGAGGAUAGCCCCUCUGUUGAAGCUGCAAAAAAUAAAAUAA